AGAAGAUUCCAGAUGGCCACAUCCACCUAACCUCCACCGACUCUUUUGACGCUUAAUUUUCUCGCAAUUUCCGGAGAGGACAAAGUCGUGCCCUUCAUUUCAGUCAUUGUGUUCUGUGCUUCUUCUAUAAAUUAGGGUUUCGUCUGCCCCUAAAUUAUCUUAUUUUGCAUUCUCUUCUUUGCUGCGAAGCGCUUUCAUCCUCAGUAGGCUCGAAAUUCUCGGUUUUUCAAGGUUUGGAUCUGAGCUAUCUUAAAUCUUUUCUUUGCAAUUGAUCUACUUCUUGUUCUUUAAUUAUGAUAUUCAGCACAUUUAUAUUGAUCUGCACGCUUCGUUCUGUAGCGGAUCUUAUUGAUCUGUGUUUAAUCGAUGAUAAUAUAAGAUUUCUUCUCUUUAUAGAUGCAAAUCUUCGUGAAAACCCUAACUGGUAAGACCAUCACUCUUGAGGUCGAGAGUUCUGAUACUAUCGACAACGUUAAAGCAAAGAUCCAAGACAAGGAGGGUAUUCCCCCAGAUCAGCAGCGUCUGAUCUUCGCCGGGAAGCAGCUCGAGGAUGGCCGUACCCUCGCUGACUAUAACAUUCAGAAAGAAUCUACUCUCCAUCUAGUACUCAGACUCCGAGGCGGUAUGCAGAUCUUCGUGAAAACCCUCACAGGGAAGACCAUCACCCUUGAGGUCGAAAGCUCCGAUACGAUCGACAACGUCAAAGCCAAGAUCCAGGACAAGGAAGGGAUUCCCCCCGAUCAGCAGAGGUUGAUCUUCGCUGGAAAGCAGCUUGAGGACGGCCGUACCUUGGCCGACUACAACAUUCAGAAAGAAUCUACUCUUCAUCUAGUGCUCAGACUCCGUGGCGGCAUGCAGAUCUUCGUGAAGACCCUCACAGGGAAGACUAUAACCCUUGAGGUCGAAAGCUCCGAUACCAUCGACAACGUCAAAGCCAAGAUCCAGGACAAGGAAGGGAUUCCCCCCGAUCAGCAGAGGUUGAUCUUCGCUGGAAAGCAGCUCGAGGACGGUAGGACCCUUGCAGACUACAACAUACAGAAGGAGUCAACCCUUCACCUCGUCCUUCGGCUGCGCGGUGGUAUGCAAAUCUUCGUGAAGACCCUUACCGGCAAGACCAUUACCCUUGAGGUUGAGAGCUCAGACACGAUCGACAACGUCAAGGCGAAGAUCCAGGACAAGGAAGGCAUUCCUCCGGACCAGCAGAGGUUGAUUUUCGCUGGGAAGCAGUUGGAGGAUGGUAGGACUCUCGCGGACUACAACAUUCAGAAGGAGUCUACUCUCCAUCUGGUUCUGCGUUUGAGGGGAGGCAUGCAGAUUUUUGUGAAGACCCUUACUGGGAAGACUAUUACCCUGGAAGUGGAGAGCUCUGAUACUAUUGACAAUGUCAAGGCAAAGAUCCAGGAUAAGGAAGGGAUCCCCCCAGAUCAGCAGCGUCUCAUCUUUGCUGGAAAGCAGCUCGAGGAUGGUCGCACACUUGCAGAUUACAACAUCCAGAAGGAGUCUACCCUCCACCUUGUUCUUCGUCUUCGCGGCGGUGAUAUCUGAGAAGUAUUGUUUGCCUGGCGAUGGAUUGCGGUCGAUUGGCCCUUUCUGCUAGUUGGCGUGAAUAAAAUGUCCUAAUGUGCUAUGGUUCUGUGCGAAGGCGCCCCAUCAGUUUUUUUUCGUUUUUGUUGUUAAAGCAAUGUGUUUGUUAGUUGCGUCUCCGAAGUCGUAAUACACUCUUGGUUUUCUUAUUGUAA
Malania oleifera is the source of this 1739-nucleotide messenger RNA. RefSeq names its product polyubiquitin. The record is from RefSeq and is a predicted model, not a curated record. Bases 397 to 1545 code for a protein of 382 amino acids. Gene Ontology annotation, cellular component: nucleus; cytoplasm. The transcript has 2 exons. Gene Ontology annotation, biological process: modification-dependent protein catabolic process; protein ubiquitination. Lineage: Eukaryota; Viridiplantae; Streptophyta; Magnoliopsida; Santalales; Ximeniaceae. Gene Ontology annotation, molecular function: ubiquitin protein ligase binding; protein tag activity.